Molecule: messenger RNA, 5219 nt
Organism: Homarus americanus (American lobster)
Lineage: Eukaryota; Metazoa; Arthropoda; Malacostraca; Decapoda; Nephropidae
Product: tyrosine-protein phosphatase non-receptor type 4-like
Exons: 9
Coding region: 237-1985 (582 amino acids)
Biological process (GO): protein dephosphorylation
Molecular function (GO): protein tyrosine phosphatase activity; protein binding
Source: RefSeq, a predicted model, not a curated record
UAGCUCUGACCACAUUUCGUUGACGACAGCCUUAGAAGGCGUGCUAGGGUGGCCGGACUGACGUGUUACUCAAACAUUUAUUUAAUACAAGUAACAUUUACAGUGACGCAGUUGUUGUAAAUUAUUUUUGGAUCACUGUUGUGCUGGAGUGAAGAAGUUUAUAGCUGGUGAACAACUGUGACGCCGCUCAAGACCUUUGUUGUUGUUGUGUUUGACGAUACACACAGACAGACAACAUGUUGGUGUUUAAAAUGGAUACAACCAACUUUUUCAAACACGGACAGAAACACGAGAUCCGCAUAACGCUUCCCAGGGAUAAACAGAAAGUUAAAACUAACAGUGGUGGUAGUGGGGUGGUGAACAGACGAGGGCCAGACAACCUGCCCACCUCACACCAGCACAGGAGUAGUCACAGCCACAGACGGGGCAGUAGUGGCACUGUGACCCGGCACCUGAUUGACUCUGACACUCGGCAUGGUGGUCGAGUCAGUGCCUUACAUAAUAGAGACUCGUCACCUGUUAAGAACGGUGGGUGUGUUAAGGAGGUGAGGUUCGCCCUGGAGGAGACGAAACAGGAGGCUAGUGGUGUGAGGUCCAGUGAAGGUGAGGGCAGUCUGAGUGAGGGAAGCAGUAGAGGCAGCGGCAGCACUAGCGAACGUAGGAGGAAACGCCAGACGAACAAGAGCUCACGCAGGCGACACAAUGAUCAGAAGCCGGGAGCCAGUGACGAGAGUGCGCAUGGCCUCGUCACCAUCAGGAUGAAGCCUGACGAAGGUGGCAAGUUUGGCUUCAACGUCAAAGGCGGCGCUGAUCAGAACCUGCCAGUCCUUGUGUCCCGGGUAGCACCUAAUACCCCGGCAGACAGGUGCUAUCCCAGGCUUAACGAAGGUGACCAGGUGCUCUUGAUCAAUGGGAGGGACGUGUCAGCAAUGACCCACGAACAGGUCGUCAACUUUAUUCGAGCCUCCAGAGAGUGUCAUUCAGGCGAGCUUGUUCUCACCGUCAAGCAGAACGUGUACCUGGCAGAAGAACUCGAAGAGCCAGAAUUCCAGUAUGUUCCUGAAGCUCUGCCCAACAGUGUCAGUGUGGGGGUGUCAGGUCAGACAGCCCCUCUCCAUGAGUCUAUGCUCUUACUCUCUGAGGGUCUAGAGGCAGGAUCCUUGGUGGCACAGUUUGAACAGUUGUAUCGCCGUAAACCUGGGCUCACUGUCACGGAAGCCCGCAGACCAGACAACGAGAAGAAAAACAGAUAUCGUGACAUUUCUCCAUAUGACACAACUCGAGUCAUUCUCACCAAUGCCGUGUCCGGCGACUAUAUCAAUGCCUCCUACGUCAACAUGGAAAUUCAAGGGUCGGGAAUCAUCAAUCGCUAUAUUGCCUCUCAGGGUCCACUAGCGGGGACUUGCACCGACUUCUGGCAGAUGGUGUGGGAACAGCAGUCAACACUUAUAGUGAUGCUGACAACAGUUGUGGAGCAGGGGAGAGUUAAAUGCCACAGAUAUUGGCCCAGACUUUACGAGACAGUAGACUUUGGUACCCUACAAGUGACCUGCCUGAAGGAGGAGGAGACACCAGGUUUUGCAUUUAGAGAAUUUACUCUCAUCAACACAGAGAACCAAGAUGAGCGUCACAUCACCCACAUGCAGUAUCUGGCGUGGCCUGACCAUGGCGUGCCAGAAGACUCCACAGAUUUUCUAAACUUUGUUGCUCAGGUUCGACAGGCAAGAACAGGCAUGGUAGAACCCACCAUAGUCCACUGCUCUGCCGGCAUCGGGAGAACAGGAGUACUAAUCCUCAUGGAAACUGCUCAGUGUCUUAUUGAGGCGAAUGAACCAGUUUAUCCCCUCGAUGUUGUGAGAUCAAUGAGGGAUCAACGAGCCAUGAUGAUCCAGACAGCUAGUCAGUUCAGAUUUGUAUGUGAAGCAAUUCAGCGAGUGUACUCUGAAGGUCUUGUCAAACCCUUGGCCGAGUACCAGCAAAGAUGAGAUGUUGGGUAAUGUGCACAAGUGGUGACAUUAAAAAGAAUAUUAUUGUUGUACAUAUCCUGUGCUGGAGGAUGAGCUGUACAUUAACCAACAAGGGAUUGUGAUGUGAAUAUAUGUGAAGCAGUGUUAUGAGAGAACUGGAAAUCCUCUGAGAAAAUAACCAGGAAAUUGCAGAAAGCACAAAAUUUGGAAACAUUGGGUUGUAUAUACAAAAAUCUGCAGUACGUAUAUGUGAAAGAAAAAUGAUCUAUAAAAAAAAUCCUAGUUGUCCCAGAGAGUAUGAAUCUGUCUGGGGUCUGAUGCAACCUUUUAUGAAGAAGAGCCAAGGCCAAGAUUUUUAUAACAGCGCAGUACAUCAAAAACAUGUGCUGUAGCAACGACUCUGGUGUAAGAUGUGUUGAUAAUGAGCCUCCUGUAAGAUUAUGUUAGGCUGUUUACAACUUGAGGCUAUUUGGUGGAUAUUUCCUCAAUAGUGUCGUUGGUGGCCCCAGUUACUGCAGAGAGAAACAUCAAAAUAAUACUUGCUCAAGACUUUGCUAUCCACCAAACAUCUCUUGCAGCAAUGAUGGAGAACAAAUGAAAGACUUUCUAGAUUUCUAAAUAUUUGUACUUUUACCGACACACCUUAGAGUGUGUGACUGAAACACUGUGAGUGUACAGUACAUGCAUAAGAUGGUUACCAAGAUGCCUGUACAUAAUGUUUCAUUGGAAUGUGAACACUGUAGAUAACAUGAGACUUUUCAAAAGACAAAUCAUAGCCCUCGUGGUGUUUCUACUCCAAGGAUAUUUUCUACUUAUUAGUGAAAAUAACGUAGUGUACACAUGAGAUAAUCUGAUCCCCACCUUACCCUCCUCACCACUCAAGCCUUGUGAACCAUGAUACAAAUUCUUAAGUCAUCAUUAUAUUACUAAUGAUACCACCAGGUGUGUCCUCGGCACUCUCUUAUACUAAAUAUUACUGUGAAAUUUUAACCUGAUAUAUUUGUUGGACUUUUCAGUGAUAACUUAAGAAUUUUUUUCAUGUCCACUGCCAGAUCUUUCUCUUGUCUGCUGGGGUCAUCACCAUCAUGUUCAGGGAAAUGAAACCCUUAACCAGUCAGGCACUAGUGUAGAUUAUUAUUAUUAUUGAAUUAACUGCCUUAUAAAUUGCUUCCAAUCAGGCAGGUCAUUCAAAAAUCUAAUUAAUUACUUGAAGUUUGAAAUUAAUUUGAAGAAUCAUGGACAGUUGUGGAAGGCAAUGUAAUACAACACCACAUUACAGGGUAUAUUCACCACAGUGCCUGUCCCCCAAGGUGUUGAACUAUCUUCAUAAGCUUUAUAUCUUGACUGGUAAUGAGUCCAUUAGUUCCCCCAAGCAGUACAAGAGUCAGCCAUUACCCUCUCACAGUCCUGGGACCCACAUGUGCCUUCCUCUUGUCAUGAGAGCCUGACUCAAGCAACCGACAAUCCCACACUGGUGAUGCACACAGUCACCUUCCCAUAAAUUGAAGCUGUUUUUUAUUUAUUUAUUUAUUUAUUUAUUUAUUUUUAUAUAGUGUUGCACAGCAAAGUGCCUCUGACUUACGACAUAGAGGAAUAAUUAUCCUAAAUCUUGUAGUGCCAGAGGUAAAACUUCAAUUAUUAGUGUGGAAGUUUUAAAAUAUCCUUACAAACUGUUUGGAUUAUUCAGGAAAUGUCCAAUUGCCUUGUAGGCUUUUUAAUACAUAAAUACAAUUCAUGGACAACUUUGGGUGCUGUGUGCCCCUCUACCACUCAGGGUGUAAUAAACACACAUAGACAACACACAAUUGCCUUUGGUACUAAUUAAAUGUGAAUUUUUUUUCAUUUAAGGUAAUUACCAUGUAAAGGUGUCAGUUGUGUAGAACAAUGCAAGAUAGUUUGUGUGUGUGGUAAUCCUGGUCAUUAUUGCUCUAUUUGUCUUCAUUUUCAUUCUGUUAAUUUAAAUUAUGAAGGAAAUAUUUCAAAAACAACUUCAUUGUUACAAUUUCUCUCCCAACUGGCUAGAGGUUACACCUUUAUAAAAUGAAAACUACAAGUUCCAAAACAAAACAAACAUUGAAUCUCACAAUUGAUGCAUUUCCUAUGAAGAUAUAACUCCUGUACAUAGAAAAGAGUUGAGUCUGGCAAGCUUUAAAGGCCCAGCAUUAUCUGCUACACAGGUUACUGAGACAAAUGUUUGCCUCAAUCUCUAACCAAAUAUUCAGAAUUGUUCAGUACUAUAAACAGAAGGAAACUUAUUAUUUGUAAACUGAAAAAUAUGGUCGUCUGUUACUUUGCCAAAGAAAUAAAGGGGUCUGACCUUUAUUCUGGGUUAAUUCUUAUUGUAGUCUUCCCCAAUAUGUGAAGACUAUGCCCCACAUACAUUUUGUUUGCCUGUAUUUGAUCCCUUUUUUACCUAUUUUUUUUCUUCAGUAUAUUGACUGGUAUGUCAGAUCCCUCUUAAGUUAUAACACUGUGAUUUUAUCCUCAUGCAUGAUAACAUGAAAAAUUUUAAUUUUCGUUAUUUGAAUUGUGGUGGAAUGAAAGACAUGCAGGUUACAAAGUGACUGCAACUGACAUUUUGUUUGUUGCUUUGUGAUCACUGAAUAAUGGGUGUAAGCUUAGAAGUACAGUAUUUUCGUUGUACCAUUUUCCUAAUACAGUGAAACCUCCAUAUAACGGACUUCUCUCUCCAUGUAAUCCGUGAGAUGAGUUUUUACAUCUAAUGUACCCUCAAUAUAACGGACUUUCUUCUCUAUAUAGUUCAUUAGAUGGAAGUUUUACAUCUAACGGUCCUAUCAUAUAACGGAUUUUGUUCACCAUAUAGUCCAUUAAAUAGAGGUUUCACUACACAUGGAAUUAAAAUGUUGCGAGUUUCUGAUGCUAAAUUUAUUAGGCAGAUAAUGUAUGUAUACUGUACAGCUGACCGACGAUCACUGCCAAAUGCGUUGGUCACUGCAAUGUAAAUGGUUUAGUUAUAUAUAUAUAUAUAUAUAUAUAUAUAUAUAUAUAUAUAUAUAUAUAUAUAUAUAUAUAUAUAUAUAUAUAUAUAUAUAUAUAUAUAUAUAUAUAUAUAUAUAUAUAUAUAUAUAUAUAUAUAUAUAUAUAUAUAUAUAUAUAUAUAUAUAUAUAUACACACACAGUAUAAGUUAUACCCUGUUUGUCUUAUUUUAAGUCUUGGUAAUGUAAAUGAGUGUGACAGGGAACGUGUGUUGUAUUGGACAUAAAUGAGCAAUAAAGUGAAGUGGUUUGUAA